Aspergillus melleus is the source of this 1653-nucleotide messenger RNA. RefSeq names its product histidine phosphatase family protein. NCBI's taxonomy places the organism in Eukaryota, Fungi, Ascomycota, Eurotiomycetes, Eurotiales, Aspergillaceae. The transcript is spliced from 3 exons. Gene Ontology annotation, molecular function: acid phosphatase activity. The record is from RefSeq and is a predicted model, not a curated record. The coding region runs from base 1 to 1653 and encodes 550 amino acids.
AUGUCCCCAGUCCUCUCCUCGGUGACUGCGACUGCACUGGCUCUGUUGGCUAUCGGUAGCACCGCCAUCCCCACUCCCAUUCCCAGUCCCUCCACCCCAGCUCCAGCACCCACCGGCUCCGUCUUCCCCUCCGGCUUCGACAUCGUCUCCUCGUGGGCAAACCUCGCUCCCUGGAAGGAAGUCCCCAGUUUCGCCGACCUCCCCAAAGGCGUUCCCCGCGGUUGCGAGCUCUCGCAAGCACACGUCCUCCACCGCCACGCACAACGCUACCCAACCAGUUUCAAGCUCGACGGCGGGGGCAUCGACGCCUUCACGCAGAAACUCACCAACUAUAGCCGAGCGCAUAAUACCACGGAGAUCGCAUCCGGCCCGCUACGCUUCCUGAAUGACUGGGUUGAUCUCCUCGGUAAGGAUACGUUGUUGCCGACGGGCGCCGCGACGGAGGCGUCGUCCGGGGCGAGGAUUUGGUCCAAGUAUGGACGGUAUUUGUAUCGGGCGGUUGAGGAGCCCGGGGUGGAGAGGUGGAAUACGAGUUUGAAUGUUUGGCCGAAUGGGACGGUUAGGGCCAAGCCUGUAUUUCGGACGACGGGGCAGGCGAGGAUUUUGGAGAGUGCGAGGUGGUGGUUGAGUGGAUUCUUCGAUAAUGAAGGUGCUAACAGCUCCUACGCGGAAUACGAUCUCGUCGUGAUCCCAGAAGGAGACGGAUAUAACAAUACUCUUGGGUCUGAUCAUUCGUGCGAGAACAGUCCAUCUGGAGGAAACACCGACGGCGCCCACUUCAUCACCACCUUCACUCAAUCCGCCGUCCAACGCUUAUCCCCCCACCUCCCUACCGACUUCAACCUAACCGCCUUCGACAUCGCCUCAAUGAUGGUCCUCUGCCCCUACGAAUACGCCACAACAACCCAACACUCCUCUUUCUGCACACUCUUCACAGAACAAGAAUGGCUCGACUACGCCUACGCCAUCGACAUCCAAUUCUACGGUGUCUUUGGGCCCGGCUCACCCACUGGACGCGCGCAGGGGAUUGGAUAUAUCCUAGAAUUGGCGGCCAGACUUCAAGGGAGGACGCCGGGUGCGAAAGAGGGAGUAAACGGGAAUAGCGGAGGCAGUGAUACGAGCAUCAACGCAACGUGGGAUUCCUCGAGGGAUACCUUCCCGCUCAAUCAGCCGCUGUAUAUGGACAUGUCGCAUGAUACGGUCAUCGUGGCCGUUCUCGCGGCAUUGGGGUUGAAAUGGUUCAACUACGGGCCGGGCGGCCUCCCAGCGAAUGUUGAGCAUCAGGUGAAGAGGAAUUUCCAUUUACAUGAGGUUACGCCGUUUGGGGCGAAUAUCGUCACUGAGGUCUGGACUUGUCCGGCAGAUGGUAAGGGCACGUCGUUUGAGACGGACGAUCUCGCCAGCUCGAUGUAUCGGAAUCCGGAUCUCUCGGACACGGCCAACACGAAGGAUUAUCUGCGGUUCGUGCUGAAUGGGGCCCCCGUGCCGUUGGAUGGAUUGGUCGGGUGUGAAGACGCCGUGAAUGGGUUUUGUGGUGUGGAUGGGUUCCUUUCGGGUGUGGGGACGUUGAAGGAGGAUGCUGAGUAUCAAUUUGCUUGUUUUGGGGAGUAUGAUCUGGACAAGCAGGUUGGGGAUGGGAGGCCGGAGGUGUAG